This is a messenger RNA of Porites evermanni, 1049 nucleotides long. The record is from the annotation of a GenBank genome assembly. Lineage: Eukaryota; Metazoa; Cnidaria; Anthozoa; Scleractinia; Poritidae.
AAAAUAACGUGUAAUGGAGAACUGGCGUUUUACGACCAACGCCGUGAUAAACUAGUUGUGUCAAGAAGCCCGGCAAAUAUUUCGUUGUGGUCUACUAGCGAUUCAGGAAUCCAGGUCUUAGCUGUAAGUUGCCAUAACAACAAAACUAAGCCGUGGAUUAAGGGAAGUGUAAGCAAUGGAAUGGUUACUGAUGAUCGUUGGAAAUGUUUCAGUCAAGAGAAAGAAGGUUUGGACAACAUGAGCUGGGUAACAUCUCUCUUCGACGAUACUCAUUGGGCCCAGGCCGUUGCAAAUUACUCGAAUACACACAGUCCGUGGGGAAAGGUCCCAGAUAUAAGCAACAAUGCAUUCUGGAUAUCUACCGCUGAUAAAGACGACUCAAAGCUGAUCUGCAGGCGAAGGCUGUCUGAAGUGUCUCUAAUACGGAAAAGAUCAAAUAGUAAGAUUUUUAUCAUCUCGAGGCUUAAUCAUCAUCAUCAUCAUCAUUAUCAUCAUCAUCACCAUCAUCAUUAUCAUCAUCAUUUAGUAAUAACAGACUGCAAAAACCAUGUACGGCUAUACUCUCAUGACGUUGGAUCAGCACGUGCUCUGAUCUAAAGCAAGUAUGGUGGAUCCUUUUCUUUUUAACAGGGUGAGGUUGUCAGCCCCACGCCCCAAUAAUGUCAUAAUCAGCUCCUGUCCUAAGGAAAACCAGAAUGGCCAUCAUAGGCAAAAUGUCUUGAUUUAAGAGAAAGUUAUUCUGAUUGGUAUCAUGCAGUGGCACGUUAUUAACAAGCACAAUUUUUAUUAUCUCUGUAGGAAUUUUUCAGGCAACACUUGAUGAUGUAGAUCACAGUCUCUUAAGUCACCUGAGGUCUCGACACAAGGUUCGUGACGUCAUAGACUGUUUUAAGAAGUGCCGUGAUGACCAGCAGUGCCUCUCGUUCAACUUUCAGUAUACUACAGUGGUACCAUCUAAAAAUUGUGAACUGAAUGGAGUUACCAGAGGCCAAGAUCCUAAGAAUCACGUCAGGAGGCCUGGCUACACAUAUUAUGAAAAUGUAGAAUGA